Molecule: messenger RNA, 1653 nt
Organism: Kluyveromyces marxianus DMKU3-1042
Lineage: Eukaryota; Fungi; Ascomycota; Saccharomycetes; Saccharomycetales; Saccharomycetaceae
Gene: PTC5
Product: type 2C protein phosphatase PTC5
Exons: 1
Coding region: 1-1653 (550 amino acids)
Biological process (GO): protein dephosphorylation
Molecular function (GO): protein serine/threonine phosphatase activity; cation binding
Source: RefSeq, a predicted model, not a curated record
AUGCCGCCGCCUUCACUACUGCAAGUGCGGACGUUCAGAGCAUUAUCCAGAUGCCUUUCUAGGAACGAUCUAACUAGAAUGCUAUUCCUGUCUCAGCGUCGUUCGGCUUCGUCAACUUCCAAUCAAAGGAGACAGGGUGGUAUUCUGAGGUCUAACGAAUUGAAAUACGCGGUGCUUGGGGGUACUUUGAUCCUAGGCUACUCGUAUUUUUCAAGUUACGUCAGUUCGGACUCUAUUUACGGGUUAAAGCAGUAUUCCACGUCAAAGAGUGCUGCCACAAACAUAAAUGCCAACACAAACUCGAACUCUAACUCCAACACGGUGUCUUUACUAAAUGACAAGCAAGUGGAAGCUAUUUUACACAAAUCUGAAGAGUCCUACUUCGUUAACCGAGGGAAGGGCGUUCUACGUUACGACGUGUCCCAACUCCCUUCAAAUGCUCCAAUUGAGGAUAACAGAGUGGAGCAGAUUAUUACAGUGCCUACUGAAUCUUCGGAGAGUUUAGAAGACUUGUAUUUCUUUGGCAUUUUUGAUGGGCAUGGUGGCCCUUACACGUCGGCAAAGCUUUCUCAAGAACUAGUGCCAUACGUUGCUUAUCAAUUGGGACAGAUAUAUAACAAGGGCGCCGCGUUCUUGACAUCGGAAUCGAUUGACGAAGCAAUUACCCAGGGCUUUAUUCAGCUAGAUAAUGAUAUUGUUUAUGGGAGUCUUGGAAAGCUAUUCGAAGAUCCAUCAAAGGAGAACUUGGUAGAAUCCCUACCGGCUGUUUCAGGCUCCUGUGGUCUUUUGUCAAUGUACGACUCGAACAACUGCACCAUGAAGGUAGCUGUGACCGGGGAUUCCCGUGCAAUCUUGGCAAAACAAUCAGAUGAUGGGUCGUGGACUGUCAAAUCAUUGAGUACUGAUCAAACUGGUGAUAACGAGCAAGAGGUUGAAAGAAUUCGUAAAGAACACCCAGAUGAGCCAAACUGUGUCCACCGUGGCAGAAUAUUAGGAUCGUUACAGCCUUCUAGAGCAUUUGGGGACUACAGGUACAAAGUAAAAGAAAUCAAUGGUAAAUCAGUUCAUGAUUUACCAGACCAUCUAAAAAUCUACUUCAGAAGAGAGCCUAAGGAUUUCUUGACUCCACCUUACGUGACAGCAAAACCCGAAAUAACCACUACUCACAUUGACGAUUCGACAAAAUUCAUGGUCUUGGGAUCCGAUGGUCUUUUCGAAUUGCUAAGCAACGAAGAAAUCGCAGGCCUUGUGAUCAAAUGGAUGGAGAAGCAUCCUAUCAAGAAAAACUUCAAGGUACUAAAGGAACAAUCACCAUAUGGAAAAUUACCCGCUUUGGAGGAUAUUUCCCCGGACAAAGAAUCGCAGAGACCUGCAUUCAGAUACAAGACCUCCUCUAACAAAGGGAAGGCUUCCAAGAGCGAAUAUCUCAUGGAAGACGAGAACGUUGCCACCCAUUUGAUCAGAAACGCUCUCAGCGGCGGUGGUAACAAGGAUUACGUCUCAACUCUAGUCAGUAUACCUCCAACAAAGAGCAGAAGAUACAGGGAUGACUUGACCGUAACUGUAGUGUUUUUUGGCAAUGAAACUGAGGGAACUGAUGGUAAGUUGGAGAUUAACCAUGUCGCAACUAAGGCAGAAACACCAAAAUUAUAG